UACAACAUUUGUAACAGGGGUUCAUGGCAUGCUCGUUGUUAUGGUGGUGCGUUAAGGAUGAACUUAGGUCCACAGUGGUCAUGCAAGGUUUGGGAAUCUUCUACAGGGACAGAACCGGGAUUUUUCUAUAGAAAACUUUAUGCCCGUCAUGAACAAACUUUAGCUAAUUCCACCAGGUAUAAAUCAAAACCAAGUGUUCAUAAACUUCGUUGGAAAAAGAAAUUCUCAAGCCUGAAAACAAGCACCACAAGAAAAGCUACUAGAGCAUAUGGUCCAGAAGCUACUGAUGUUGUAGAAGAUGUCUCCACUACAGUACUUCAAAAACUUCAAGAUAAAUUUUUACAAACUCAUAUCAAUCUUUCGGCCCAACAGUGUAAAAAUAUAACUACUUCUACAGUUGUUCAAUCUCAGUCAGGUCUUUGGCAUUCAGAAAGGAAAAAGAGAAUAACUGCAUCUAACUUUGGUUCAAUUGUCAAAAGAAAUCCAUCUCUGCCUAUUGCAAAAUUUGUCCGUAACAUUCUUUAUUCGUCAUUCAGUGGAAAUCGUCACACAAGAAAUGGUAUUAACCAAGAAGACACAACAAUAGAGGAAUACAAACUAAAGAAAGCUGAAGAAAAUGAAAAUGUAUCUGUAGAACGCAGUGGACUGGUCAUGCAUCAUACCAACAAAUACUUGGCAGCUAGCCCAGAUGGCAUAGUUACUAUAUCCACAGGAGAAACUGGUAUUAUUGAAAUAAAAAACUUACUACAUUCUAAACCUUUAAACCUUUGGCAAGCAUCAGCAAACAAAACAUUCUGCUUAGAAAAUAUAUCGGGAAAACUGCAACUAAAAGAAAACCACAACUACUUUUACCAAUGUCAUGGACUUCUUAACAUCUGCAAUAAAGACUGGAUUGAUUUUGUGGUCCGCACAUUGAAUCCUCACCAAAUUUUUAUUCAGAGAAUUUAUCGAGAUGUCUCUUUAUGGGAAAAUACAAUGCUUCCGAAACUUCAAUCUUUUUACAACAAGGCAAUACUUCCUGAAUUAGCUUCACCUAGAGAGGGGAAAAGUCCAGGAAUUAGAGAACCUGGGAUGUGGGUAAGUCUGAAAAUAUGCACAAAUGCAUAUAUAAUAAAAAGAAAUGAGUCCUGAUACCUAUAUGAUAAAGUAAUAACAAAUGAAGAUAAUAAAUUUAAAAUAAUAUCAAUUAAAGGUAGGUAUUAAUAUCUUGUGCUAUCAUUUGUUAGUACAUGAUAAAGCAAAACUCUUGACAUUUAUUCAAACCAAA
Mytilus trossulus (common blue mussel) is the source of this 1267-nucleotide messenger RNA. RefSeq lists its product as uncharacterized. The record is from RefSeq and is a predicted model, not a curated record. Lineage: Eukaryota; Metazoa; Mollusca; Bivalvia; Mytilida; Mytilidae. The coding region runs from base 58 to 1131 and encodes 357 amino acids. The transcript has a single exon.